Messenger RNA from Nematostella vectensis (starlet sea anemone), 792 nucleotides. RefSeq lists its product as uncharacterized. Lineage: Eukaryota; Metazoa; Cnidaria; Anthozoa; Actiniaria; Edwardsiidae. The coding region runs from base 336 to 656 and encodes 106 amino acids. The record is from RefSeq and is a predicted model, not a curated record. The transcript is spliced from 2 exons.
UUCGUCGCCUCUGAUAAGAUACCUGAAGUAUGUAGAAAUUUGUUUUCCGUGUUUUUUACUUGCCUGGCUGCAGAGAGUUUGUUGUUAUUUGAAAUAGGCCACAGGUAGCCCAAUGGAAACGCAGCCAAAGAGGCCUGAAAUCAGGGAAAACUACACAUGGACUUGUUCUGAAACUCAGUAACUAUAUAUUAUUUUUCCUUAGCGUAACGAUCGAGAAAAUAGAAAACGAAAUCAGGAAGAAAAAGCUGCGCAAAUUGAGGCAUGAGCGAAACAAGAAACGUGCGGCCAACCGCCCCAAGUAGCAAGAAAUCCUUGCGGGGCGACACGAGAAGCUCAUGAAAGUCAUUGAAAAAGGCAUCCGGGUCAACGGGCUCGAGGCGCAGCGCGCCAAACUGGCGGAGAGACUAGACAAGAUGUGGUCUCUCGUCUACGAGAUCGACCCGACGGAGCGUGACUGGAAAGAGAGCUUACGGCGCACGCGCUCUGAGAGUGAUAUCAACAAGGCCGUGCCCAGUUUCCCUCUUGUGCAGCCGAGCAACGAGCCAGCGAUAUGGCUGACAGCGGACACCGGGGCACAAGAGAUGGAGCUGGACACGAACAUCGUGAGCUCACCGAGCUUCGGGCGACUGAUAAGACUUAACCUUAUAAAUAUGUGAAUAACACGUGGGCUAUCACGUGAUAAACUAGAUGAACAUGUCAUAAACACGUGACAAUGCAGUGUCAUGUGACAUAACAUGACAUAUGAUAUUAUGUCAUGUCAUAUUGAAUAGAAUAAAGACGUUUUAUAUUGCU